Molecule: messenger RNA, 2325 nt
Organism: Pseudopodoces humilis (Tibetan ground-tit)
Lineage: Eukaryota; Metazoa; Chordata; Aves; Passeriformes; Paridae
Gene: GJA4
Product: gap junction protein alpha 4
Biological process (GO): cell-cell signaling
Cellular component (GO): connexin complex
Molecular function (GO): gap junction channel activity
Source: RefSeq, a predicted model, not a curated record
CCGGCCGGGUACUAAGCCCUGGCCCCCGGUUUCCUGCCCACGCUCCUCCUCCCGUUUCUCCGGGCCCUGAACAACCAGAGCCACCCGGUCGGACCCCUCACUCUCAGCGUGGCCCGAGCCCGGCGGGACGUGCCCGGCGCGGCGGAGAGGCAAAGGGUUCCUAGAAGAUGGGUGACUGGGAAUUGCUGCAGAAACUGCUGGACCAAGUCCAGGAGCAUUCGACCGUGAUUGGGAAGAUCUGGCUCACCGUGCUCUUCAUUUUCCGCAUCCUCAUCCUGGGCUUGGCCGGGGAGUCUGUGUGGGGGGACGAGCAGUCGGAUUUCGUGUGUAACACCAAGCAGCCAGGCUGCACCAAUGUCUGCUAUGACAAAGCUUUCCCCAUCUCCCACAUCCGCUACUGGGUGCUCCAGUUCCUCUUUGUCAGCACCCCCACCCUGAUUUAUCUGGGCCACGUUGUCUAUCUCUCCCGAAAGGAGGAGAAGCUGAAGAAGCAGGAGAGCGAGCUUCGAGCUAUCCACAGCAAGGACCCAAAGAUCGAGCAGGCCCUGGCAACCCUGGAGAAGAAGAUGUCGAAGAUCUGCAUGUCAGAGAGUGGGCGGCUCAAGAUCCGAGGGGCGUUGAUGUGGACAUACAUCACCAGCAUCAUCUGCAAGAGCAUCUUUGAGGCUGCUUUCCUCGUGGGCCAGUGGUAUCUGUAUGGCUUCUCCAUGGUGCCCCGCUACGUGUGCAAGAGGGACCCCUGCCCCCAUCAAGUGGACUGCUUCAUCUCCCGCCCCACCGAGAAGAGCAUCUUCAUCAUCUUCAUGCUUGUGAUGGGCCUGAUCUCCUUAAUCCUGAACCUCCUGGAGCUCUUCCACCUCUGCUGCAAGAACCUGCUUAGCAACAUCAAGAAGGUGUCAGGGCCAGCUGGACCAAGCCAGGACACCUUUGUGGAUGACAUGGUCUCAAGUCCCUACGCACCCAAGCACUAUCCCUUCCUGCCCAUGGCCGAGAGCCACGCGCCCUCCUACCAGACCUACAACAAGCUGUCCAGCGAGCAGAACUGGGCCAACUACCGCAACGAGGAGAACCUGGCACUGGGCAGCAGCACCAGACCACUGUCGGACCCAUACACACCCCAGCCUGCUGAAGCCUCAGCCCCGGAGGAGAAGCUGGGCAGCCGGCCCGGGAGCUCAGCCUCCAAAAAGCAGUAUGUGUAGUGCCGGGCUGGCCCUGGCUGGCAGGGGGACAUUCCUCGGUCCCCUGUGCCUGCAAAGGUGCUGGCUGUGGGCUGGCAGCUGCCUCCUGCCUGGUGCUGUGCCAUACACAUUCCUCUCUGGAGGCUCCAAAGACCUGCCUGCCCUGGGAUGGGAUGGGAUGCUCAGGAGCACGGCCGUGGAGCGCAGCCUCAGCUCUCACCAGUUUUCCCCACAGACCCUGCAAGGAAGGAAACUGCACAUAGUUCCCUGGGACGCCAUGUCCUGUGUGGCUUGCCAUGGGAAAGGGAGACAGUCCUGGAGCCAUGCCGUGGAACAGGCUGUCCCCGAGGCCGUGGCUGGAGGCUGCUGACCACUGGGAGCAGCAGUUCGGCCAGACCCCAGAGCCUCUGCUGGCAUGAGAGCCAGGAGCACAGCUGUGGGAAGCUGCUCGUCUCCAGCCUCCACACAGAGCAGGCUGAGCCGGGGACUGCCGGGAAAAGCUGGGCUGGGGCAGCACUGACCGAUCCUGGCCACCAGCCCCAUCCCAUUCCAGUGGCCCUGGCACCUGCCCAGGGUUUGCUGCAGAAGCUGCCCCCUCCCCAUGGGACACAGAGGGGUCAAGCCAGCUCUGUUGUGACCAGCAGAUCCUAAUGGCUGCAGGGUCACUGUGGGUGACCCAGGAGUGUGAGUUCCCCCCCUCCCAGCCCUGGGCUCUUUCCCAUGGGAUGUGUGCCUUUAAGUUAUUUUUAACCUGCUGCUCUGAGCAUGGAGUUCCUGCCUUAAAGGUGCAGUUUGCAGGGACUUUGGGGAGCCAUGUCCAGCCUGGCCAUGUGCCUUGGAGCCCUGUGGGGUUUAGGGAGGAAUCAGCCCAGCACCUGAUAGUUUGGGGGGUUUUCUGUUUUUUUAUAACUUUGCACUAGUCAUCUCCUGCUUUGGGCUGGGGGGGGUGGGGCGUGGAAGAACCAACUUGUCAUAGGAGCUGUCACCCUGACUCCCCCAGCCCACUGAUGCUGUGAGAGCAGAUUAUUCUCCUGUGACCAAGAGGCUGCAGGUCCUUUGUGACCCAGGUGUGAGUGUGAGGUGUGGGCACUGCCCUCAGCACUGUUUCCCUUCCUCUGGCAGACUCCUUGUUGCAUCUUGUUGAAUA